AGUAGUAGAGGAGGAACCGGACUGAGGAGCUCACAUCAGACCGGGACUCAUCAGGAGAGGACGGAGAGGAGAGCUCUGCUGCGUAAAGACUCAGUUUGCUGCGUAAAGACGCGCGUAAAGAACCAAGAGAGGACUCUGAACUGGGCACGUUUAUACAUCAACCUCUUCCUCUCAACACUCGGAUCAAGGACUGCUUUUUUAACCCCUCUAAAUCCACUUUCUGGCUCCAUGUUUGGUUUUCUGUCUCUCUCCAUGGAUCUAGCCCUCUGAGUGGACUGGACUUUGCCCAGAGAGAGAGGAGGCUGGUGGUGUUGGUGGAGGAGGGUGGAGGGGGAUCACAGCUCCUUCCACCAGGUCAGCUGUCCUUCAUGUUCCAGAGGAGCUGCUGCUGCUUUCUGAUGGAUUUAUAAGCUCCACUUGGUUUACAGCUGCUGGAGGAAGGAUACACCAAAGGAGCUCCAAAUGAGGAUUUCAAUAUUCCCCCGAAUCGACCUGGACAAGGAGUGAUUUCACCCCCACCGGGUGGAGGAAAAGGAUCCAGAUUUAGAGGCUUUGUGGAAGUUUUCCGAUGCCAGGAGCGUCCGGAGUGUGAGGCCGACGCCGGGCUUCCAGCGGACAAUUCUACCUUUUUAACCCAGAAGACGUGAAGAAGAUGGAGAGGAUCUGCACGUUCUGCGUUCUCCUGCUGUGUUUGAUGGACGGAGUCUCGGCCAAGGCCGUCAGCGAAGGACGGACUAAAGAUCUUCGGGUCUCCAGGCCUCUGAUCGCACCAGGUUACCCAGAAAACACCACGGGGCUGGUGGGAGGUCAGGCCAAGCUGGCGUGUAAAGUCCACCGGCCGGCGUCCACCAAGGUGCAGUGGCUGAAGACGGAGGUCAUCCAGGGAGGCCCGCCGCGCCUCAGGGCUCUGACGGCCCUGCAGAGCAACGCGUCCAAGGUGAACACUUUGCAUCUGUCCAACAUCACUCUGGAGGAUGCAGGAGAGUACAUCUGCAUGGCCGAGAGCACCCACGCAGGACAGACGGUACAGGCCCUGCAGUCGGCGUGGCUGGAGGUCCUGCCUGGUACCAUCAUCUCUCGAACUGUGGACCUGACUGCUGCCGACAUCCCAUCAGAUGUUCUUGAGGACCUGAGCGAGGACGCCACGGAGCACCUUCUGCUGGAGCCGGGGAACGUCCUGAAGCUGCGCUGCGACACCACCAGCACCCGGCCCGGCAUGGCGGUGAACUGGUACAGGGAGGGGAACCGGGUUCUGGCCACGCCCCGCAUCCAGAUCCGCGGAGCCUUCAUGGAGAUCACGGACGCGACGUACGAGGACUCUGGCGUCUACGUUUGUGUUCUCCGGGGAACCAAAGAGCCUGUGAGGAACUUCACCAUCACUGUGGCAGACUUGUUGGGGUCAGGGGACGAUGACGAGGACAACGGCUUGGAGGACUCAUCGGCUGAGAUUGAAAACGACCAGGUUUACUUCUCCAGAGGUCCGUACUGGACCCACACCCAGCGGAUGGAGAAGAAGCUGUACGCCGUUCCCGCUGGCAACACGGUGAAGUUCCGUUGCCCGGCUAUGGGCAGCCCGAUGCCGAACAUCCGCUGGCUCAAGAACGGACGUGAAUUCAGAGGAGAGCAUCGCAUCGGAGGCAUCAAGCUGAGACAUCAGCACUGGAGCCUGGUGAUGGAGAGCGUCGUGCCUUCAGACAGAGGAAACUACACCUGCAUGGUGGACAACAGAUACGGCUCCAUCGCUCACAGCUACGUCCUCGACGUCCUGGAGCGUUCCCCACACCGGCCCAUCCUACAGGCCGGUCUACCCGCCAACACCACAGCGGUGGUGGGCAGCGACGUCCAGUUCCACUGUAAGGUCUACAGCGACGCCCAGCCGCACAUUCAGUGGCUCAAACACAUAGAAAGGAACGGCAGCCGCUACGGUUCUGAUGGGACGCCCUACGUUCGGGUCCUCAAGACCGGCAGUCUGAACAUGUCCGAGGUGGAAGUGCUCUACCUGUCCAAAGUCACCAUGGAGGACGCCGGAGAGUACACCUGUCUGGCUGGAAAUUCAAUCGGAUUCGCGCACCAGUCCGCCUGGCUCACCGUCCUCUCAGAGGAGGAAGCAGCGGAGGCGAUGGACACCUUGGAGACCAAGUACACCGACAUCAUCAUCUACGCCUGCGGCUUCCUGGCCCUGAUCAUGGCCAUCGUCAUCGUGGUGUUGUGUCGGAUGCAGGUCCACCCCAGAAGGGAGCCGUUCGACGCCCUCCCCGUCCAGAAGCUCUCCAAGUUUCCUCUUCGCAGACAGUACUCGGUGGAGUCCAACUCGUCGGGGAAGUCCAGCGCGUCGCUGAUGAGGGUGGCUCGCCUCUCGUCCAGCUGCUCGCCCAUGCUGGCUGGAGUCAUGGAGUUUGAAUUGCCCUACGACCCCGACUGGGAGUUCCCCAGAGAGAAUUUAACGUUGGGCAAACCUCUAGGCGAAGGCUGCUUCGGUCAGGUGGUCAGAGCCGAGGCCUACGGCAUCGCCAAGGACUCUCCGGAUCCGGCCUCCACUGUGGCGGUUAAGAUGCUCAAAGACGACGCCACAGACAAAGACCUGGCAGACCUCAUCUCGGAGAUGGAGCUGAUGAAGGUGAUGGACAAACACAAGAACAUCAUCAACCUGCUGGGAGUCUGCACACAGGACGGGCCGCUGUAUGUGCUGGUGGAGUACGCCUCUAAAGGCAGUCUGAGGGAGUACCUGCGGGCCCGGAGGCCUCCAGGUAUGGACUACACCUUUGAUGUGACCAAGGUGCCUGAAGAGCAGCUCACCUUCAAAGACCUGCUGUCCUGCGCCUACCAGGUGGCCCGAGGGAUGGAGUACCUGGCCUCCAAGAGGUGCAUCCACAGAGAUCUGGCAGCCAGAAACGUCCUGGUGACGGAGGACAAUGUGAUGAAGAUCGCCGACUUCGGUCUGGCCAGAGGAGUCCACCAGAUCGACUACUACAAGAAAACCACCAAUGGACGGCUGCCGGUGAAGUGGAUGGCGCCGGAGGCUUUGUUCGACAGAGUCUACACUCACCAGAGCGACGUGUGGUCGUUUGGCGUCCUGAUGUGGGAGAUCUUCACGCUGGGCGGCUCGCCGUACCCCGGUAUCCCCGUGGAGGAGCUCUUCAAGCUGCUGAAGGAAGGACACCGCAUGGACAAACCCUCCAACUGCACACACGAACUCUACAUGAUGAUGCGUGAGUGCUGGCACGCCGUUCCCACCCAGAGGCCGACCUUCAAGCAGCUGGUGGAGGAGCUGGACCGAGUGCUGCUGUCUAUCUCUGACGAGUACUUGGACCUGUCGACGCCCUUCGAGCAGUACUCGCCGUCGUGCGAGGACACGUCCAGCUCCUGCUCCUCCGACAACGACUCCGUUUUUACCCACGAUGCCUUGUCCACCGACCCCUGCCUCCUGGGAUACCAGGACGUGCGCUCCCGGAUAGACGUGAAGACGGCGCUCCGAUAAGCUGGAAGGAAACCCACACGUAUGCAGACAUUGAGCACGACAUAACACAUCCAACGGAAGCCACACUGGAGGUCCGACCUCCUUUAUGGCGCCAGACGAAGCCUCUUAGACGUAGGCGGGCGUUUAUACACACACACAUAAAAACACAUGUAUCCAGUGGAGCACUGAGGCCGGUGGGCUUCAUCACACGGUGAAGGUUUGAAGACAAACGUUUCAUCGUGGGCAGAAGAGAACGCGGUACUUUGGACUAUCAGCUCUGGCACUGCGCCCGAGGAAACGUUGGGAAACUGCGGCACUAAACACCACAGAAGAAGAACGUGGUACUCAUAAACGCUUUCUUUUGAUCGACGGACUAUGAUCUCCUCACACAACCCAAAACCAGGGCGAGAAAACCCUCUGUGAUAAAGACAUUUUUAACUAAACAAAAAGAUUUAUUUUGCUAUGAUAAAAAAGAAGUGAUUGUUAAAUAUAAAUCUCUCUAUAUAAGAUUAUUUUACUUUUGUUGUUGCUUAUUUAAAAGAAGAAAACGGUCUUAAAUCUCAGGAUCUCUUGUGCUAAGAAGUUGCCGUAUAGCGGCAGCAAAGUGCCUGAAUUUACCAUUUCCUGUGAAUAUAUUUAGAAUAUUAAAAUAUUGUAUGUACAUAUCAGCAGCAGAAAGACGAUAUAAAUUAUUCUGACAUAAAAAAUGAAGGAGAGGAAUUUUAAUCAAGUGUUUCAAGUGCCAAACCUGUUGAGCUGUCUCUUUAUGUUCAGGUUUCAUUCCAACAGACUCACUUUAGAAGGAACAUUUGGAUAAUAAUCAUAAUCAUAAUCAUUGCCCACAAAUCAUAAAAUAACAAUAGACGCUGUUAAAGAUUGUUUUUCCAUCAGCAAACAUGUUCUAAAAAACACAAACCUCAAAUGUUUGUGGUCACUAAAUGAUGGAUUGGACCUUUUUAAAGACGUCUUUGUGGAAUGAAACCUCCGUUUGUCAUUUUGUUUUAAACUGCUUCGACCUCCAGCCGAGGAGAAACACUCGUUUGUGGUUAAAUAUUCAGAAGGACUUCCAGUUCUUGUUGCCGUUGUUGGACGAAAGCCACCAGAAAAAUGCUUUUAGCUCGAAUGCAUUUCUUAAGUUGUUAAAAACACAAAGUUCUCAGACUCGUUUCAGUCUUUCAUGAUAGAUAAACAUAAUCUUUGAGACGGCAUUACGUGGUCUUCCUCCAACAACAGCUUUAACCAGAGACGGUGUGUCCCUGAGGUCUGGACUACGAAGCAGGGUUUGGGGUUAGCGAGGUAACGUCAGGGUGGUUACCGGGGUAGAUCACCAUGGUAACUGAUGCAGGUUAUUUUCCAGAUAAGAGAUCAACUCGUAUAAAAGCACCGGGCGUCCAGGGUGUCCAGGGCGUCCAGGGUGUCCAGGGCGUCCAGGGCGUCCAGGGCGUCCAGGGCGUCCAGGGUGGGACUCGACCCUGAAAGGAGGACUGACGAUUCAGCAUUGGGCCCAAGCCCACUGUCGCUGCUGACGAGGAGGGGAGGGUAGCGGGGGGGGGGGGGUACUGAAUGUGAAAGCCAGUGUGAUUGAUUUGAAAUAGAGGAGUGGGGGGUGGGGGGGCUCCUUUGUGUGGCGGUAACCCUUCACCCAGCCCAAUCUGUUGGCGAGGAGUCCUCAGGUCCGCAGCCUGGCCGGACAAUGAAGGCUUUGCAGGCUUAAUGGGUGUGACUACGGACCAGAGGGAGUUGUGUGGGGGGGGGGGGGGCGGGGGGGGUAGCGGUGGAUAGCUUGGGCUUGUGUGCAAAUGAAGAGGCUCUUAUUAUGCUAAUGUGUCCUCUUGUCUCCACAACGCCCCUAUCUUUAUCCCCACAGCCUCCGUCACCAGCUUUUAAAUUACUAAUCUCAAUUCUGCAGCUGCAGAAAAGUCCCCCGUGUCCCCGGUCCUUCCGUGUCCCGGUCCCCCAAUGUCCCCGGUCCCCCCGUGUCCCCGGUACCCCCGUGUCCCCGGUCCCACCGUGUCCCCGGUCCCCCCCGUGUCCCCCCGUGUCCCCGGUCCACCUCCUCGAUCUGGAUCUGAUCGCAGACAAACCAAACAGUUGGACGGAGACUUGUUUGUCUAAAUUCACCCAGUUGAACUGAAUUCAAUCUGAAAUGUGUCUUUCAGUUUAAAUCCCUGCAUCAGCCGCCAUGUUGCUCCGUCUCUGCUCCGUCUCUGCUCCGUCUCUGCUCCGUCUCUGCUCCGUCUCUGCUCCGUCUUUACUCCUUUUCUUCAAGUGUCGGAGAGAAAAAUGUAGGUUUUUAGUCAAUGAAGGAUUCCCGUAUCUUCUCUCCUCAUGCCGGUGUCUCAUAAUCUGUAUUUACAUACAUACACACACACAUACAAACAUACGUACGUACGUACAUACAUACACCAUAUUUGCGGCGUCUUUCCGUUCCAGCCGUCUGCUCUCUCUCCUCUCAGACUCAUCCUGUAAACAAUCACAGCGUUUCCUAAACAUUUCCUCCAGAGAAUUAUUUUAGAAAUAUCUAAUUUAUUUGUUUAUUGUUUUUGUUUUUAUAUAAAAUAAAGUAUAAUUUAAAAUAAA
Messenger RNA from Sebastes umbrosus (honeycomb rockfish), 6037 nucleotides. It is a transcript of the gene fgfr4, whose product is annotated as fibroblast growth factor receptor 4. The transcript is spliced from 21 exons. Gene Ontology annotation, biological process: multicellular organism development; positive regulation of ERK1 and ERK2 cascade; regulation of bile acid biosynthetic process. Gene Ontology annotation, cellular component: signaling receptor complex. The record is from RefSeq and is a predicted model, not a curated record. Gene Ontology annotation, molecular function: ATP binding; fibroblast growth factor binding; fibroblast growth factor receptor activity. NCBI's taxonomy places the organism in Eukaryota, Metazoa, Chordata, Actinopteri, Perciformes, Sebastidae. Bases 653 to 3478 code for a protein of 941 amino acids.